GUUUGUGGCUUCGUUUACAAGGGUGAGGUGCGAGUCGCGUUUUUUCGAUUAUUUUGAUUAACAAUCAGUUUAUCAAAAUGAAAUAGUGUUAAAACUUACGACGUGCUCAAAUAUGUGUCGUUCUAGUGCUUUAACAAUACAUAGUUUGUUUGAAGUGUAGUGUCCAACAUGUUUCGGUGUAUACCUUUGUUCAAAUGUAAUCGCCAAGUGGAAUGUGUAGACAAACGGCAUUGCUCUUUGCCAAACGUACCUGAAGACAUAUUGCGAUAUUCCAGAAGCUUGGAGGAACUUUUUUUGGAUGCCAAUCACAUACGGGAUUUGCCGAAGAAUUUCUUCAGGCUACAUCGACUCAGAAGAUUAGGGCUUAGUGAUAAUGAAAUUCACAAACUCCCACCAGAUAUUCAGAAUUUUGAAAACUUAGUUGAGCUAGAUGUAUCUCGAAAUGAUAUUCCCGACAUCCCUGAGGACAUCAAGAAGCUGCGAGCGCUUCAGAUCGCGGACUUCAGCAGCAACCCCAUUCCUCGGCUGCCAGCGGGCUUCAGCCAGCUGCGGGCCCUCACCGUCCUCGGGCUAAAUGACAUGUCCCUCACCAGCUUGCCCAGCGACUUUGGAAGUUUGGUGUCGCUGCAGUCGUUGGAGUUGAGAGAAAAUCUUCUGAAGUCAUUGCCAGAGUCUCUGAAAAACCUUACCAAAUUAGAGAGACUGGAUUUAGGGGACAAUGAAAUAGAAGAAUUGCCGGGUUUCAUCGGUGAGCUGCCCGCUCUAGAAGAAUUAUGGUUGGAUCACAACAAACUGCAGUACUUACCACCAGAAAUAGGAAACCUAAAAGCGCUGACAUGCCUCGACGUCAGCGAGAACAAACUGGAGAAACUUCCAGAAGACAUCGGGGGACUAUCUUCAUUGACCGACCUGCACCUAUCACAAAACAUGUUAGAAACGGUACCAGACGGUAUCGGACACUUAUCCAAGUUAGCUAUAUUAAAGUUGGACCAAAAUAGAUUACAUACGUUAAAUGAUAAUGUAGGAAGGUGUACAAAUCUACAAGAGCUUAUAUUAACGGAGAAUUUUUUAAUGGAGCUGCCUAAGUCGAUUGGAAAUCUCAACGAGUUGACAGUACUGAAUGUAGAUAGGAACUCUUUGGGUGAAAUACCGGUAGAUAUUGGGAAUAUGACUUUGUUGGGAGUGCUAAGUUUAAGGGACAACAAGUUAACGAGACUACCAAACGAGCUGGGGAAUUGUAAAUCGCUGCACGUUUUAGAUGUUAGUGGAAACAGGUUACAGUACUUACCAUAUACACUAGUUAAUUUGGAAUUGAAAGCGGUGUGGUUAUCAGAAAAUCAAGCGCAACCGCUACUGACCUUCCAAACCGAUAGAGACGAAACGACCGGAGAGAAUGUUCUCACUUGCUUUCUGCUACCGCAGCUUAGUUACACUCAACAACCAGAGCUGGAUCACACAGAGGUCGGCAGUGGAAACUGGUUCAGGGAUCACAGAUUUAUGUCACAAUCGCAAGAGCUAGAUAAAAUAAGAGAAACGAUACCGCGCGACCGAGAUUCCGAUAACGAAGAUUGGGAAGAGAAGGAGGCAUCACGAACACAUUCCGUCAAAUUCACCGAAGACGUGCCAGAAACCAGAGAGACUCCGUUCGUGCGUCAAAACACGCCUCACCCGAAGGAGUUGAAGGCAAAGGCACACAAGCUGCUAGGCCGGUCACCAGAGGUCGUCACGGUGCCAAACGAACAGCCUACGGCUAACGGACUCCCAUUGACGGCACCAGAACCUGCCCCUCUGCCUGUAGAGGUUGUUGAAACUGUACACAAUAAUGAAGCUCCGCCCGAGAUUGUAAAAGACGACGAUAGCGACAACCAAACGGCAGCAGACGGCAGGGAAUCCUCCGAAGGCGAAAAUGACGAAAACGACGACUCUGACGAGUUGGAGCAUGGUUCUCGGCGGGUGGCAUGGCGCACGACGGUGGAGGACCGAGACGCGGGCCCUGGAGCAGGCCGGCUGCACCGCCGCGACACGCCCCACCACUUGAAGAACAAACGCGUGAACCAGAUCGACGCGGGUCGAGCGCGCGAUCUAAUAGCGCAGGCGAUUAAAAAAAGAGAGCAGCAAGAGGAUCAGAAGACUGAUGAAGAUGAAACCGAGCCCGAAACCGUGGAGGCGGCGAUGGAAGACGUGCACGAUGGUGAGUGACUGUAAUAUAGUAAUUUAG
Ostrinia furnacalis (Asian corn borer) is the source of this 2218-nucleotide messenger RNA. RefSeq names its product protein lap4-like. Bases 169 to 2199 code for a protein of 676 amino acids. The record is from RefSeq and is a predicted model, not a curated record. The transcript has 13 exons. Gene Ontology annotation, molecular function: protein kinase binding. Gene Ontology annotation, cellular component: basolateral plasma membrane; postsynaptic membrane; postsynaptic density. NCBI's taxonomy places the organism in Eukaryota, Metazoa, Arthropoda, Insecta, Lepidoptera, Crambidae. Gene Ontology annotation, biological process: receptor clustering; cell-cell adhesion; establishment or maintenance of epithelial cell apical/basal polarity.